Triticum aestivum (bread wheat) is the source of this 2383-nucleotide messenger RNA. RefSeq names its product putative F-box/FBD/LRR-repeat protein At3g49030. The record is from RefSeq and is a predicted model, not a curated record. The transcript has 5 exons. Bases 274 to 1761 code for a protein of 495 amino acids. Lineage: Eukaryota; Viridiplantae; Streptophyta; Magnoliopsida; Poales; Poaceae. Gene Ontology annotation, molecular function: protein binding.
GGGCCUUAGCCCAUCAUUCCUCCAUCACAGGCUGGUGAUCCUCCCAACCACGCCGCCCCCUCCCACCUAGCCUAGGGUUCCACCAGAGAGCAAAAGGGCAUCGGGGGUCAGUUAUGCGCCGCCGCCUGCCGUGCGCCCAUCUUCCCCCUCCCGCCGCCGCAAUUGCCGUCGGAUGCCGCGAAUGAGGAUCCAGUGCCGCAACUCGUGAGCCUUCAGCUGUCAAAUUCACGGUGACCUAAUCUUCUCGGGCGUCGCCGGAUCUUCGUGGCAGCCAUGGCGAAGGGCAAGAAAGUUGAUAGGCUCAGCGCACUGCCUGAUGACGUUCUGGUCAACAUUCUUGACCGACUCAAUGUCCGUGAGGCUGCAAGAACCAGCAUCCUCUCGAGACGGUGGACUCAGCUCUGCGCCAAGCUGUCUCGGCUUAUAAUAAGCACUCUGGAUUUCCUGCCAAAGGGUGUGUUGUGCACCGACAUCUCUGAUGAUGAAUUGUUCCGCAUCAAUGCAGCUGUGGUUCAAGCGACAGAUAGCAUAUUGACACGCAGAAAUCCUGGAGAGCACACGAUCCGCCUUCUGUCCACAAGGUUCUACUUGAGAGAUGAUGUCCCCAUAUCCAUUGGGCGUGCUGUUGGUCAUGCCAUGGCGGCACACUUGGUUGACAAUGCCAAAUUCAGUGUUAUGACAGGGAAGUAUGAGAUCAGUGACAUGGCUGAGGAUGAUCUGAUCACCUCUGCGAGAAAUUUCAUGUUGUUCUUUGAUGCCUGUCCAAGUGCAUUUGGUGGUCUCACUACCCUUGACCUAGAGAAUUUGAGAUUUGGGGAAUCAGACAUAUCCAACGUCCUCAUCACUUGCAAGCGCUUGAAGCAUCUCCGUUUGUACAAUUGUGACUCUGGUGAUUGCAGCACGCUGCAAGUUGAGCACGCUCAUCUCAGUGAGCUUAGUAUCGUCCACUGUAUGCUUGAACGAGUUGAGCUGAAGUGGCUCCCUCAACUCACAACGAUGGUCUUUGAAGGUUGGCUACAAUUCCAAGAUCCACUGUUCAUUGGGCAUGUCCCAUUGCUGGAGGUUGUAAGCCUCACAAAUCUUGCCCUUAGUUACCACAAGAUGGUGUUGUUAAGUGAGUUUCUUAGCGGUACCUCUAUACGAGAUCUGAAGUUGGCAUUUAAUUCUGAAAAGAUUUGGGUGCAGCCAGAAUUUCCGACGCCAUGUCUGUCAUCUGUUUUCCGCCAACUAAGGUUUGUUAAUCUGCUUCAUCUUCCUGAAGGGUAUGAUCUCACCUGGACAAUGUAUAUUCUUGAAGCUGCCCCCUUACUGAAGGAGCUAUACAUGACGGUAUGGGAUCAUGCCUGUAAUAUGGAAAUGGACGAGGAGAAGAGGAAAGAAGAAUCGUAUAGUGAGAACCGGGGUGUAGAGUGGGACUUGGUGGCAGCAGAUUUCCAACACCACAGUUUGGCCACACUCGUCAUUUUUGGCUUUGAAUCUGAAGAUUGCUUCGUGAAUUAUGUGAGACGUGUUCUGGUGGCGGCGGUCAAUCUAGAGGACGUGUUCCUGUAUAGUAGGUUGGAGUGUGGCAGCUGCAAGGAGAAGAAGCUUGGCAGGUACCCCUGGACUAAAAGGCAGAGGAUCUCCAUGAAGAAGAGACUCACCAUUGGGAUUGAGUCGUUUGCGAUAUUUCACUAUGGUGAGAUGAGGCCUGGUCAUGUAGCAAAAAUGGAGUACCCAGAGUGCUCACUGCUCGAGGAAAAAGAGGCAAAAAGGUGUUGAUUUUACAGCAUGCAGGUAUGGGAUCAUGUGUGUAAUAUGGAAAUGGACAAGGAGAAGAGGAAAGAAGAAUCAUAUAGUGAGAACAAGGGUGUAGAGUGGGACUUGGUCGCAGCAGGUUUCCAACACUUGUCAUUUUUGGCUUUGAAUCUGAAGAUUGCUUUGUGAGUUAUGUGAGGCGUGUUCUGGUGGCGGCUGUCAAUCUAGAGGAUGUCUUCCUGUAUAGCGGGUUGAAGUGUCGCAGUUGCAAGGAGAAGAAGCUUGUCAGGUACCCCUGGACUGAAUGGCAGAGGAUUUCCCUGAGUGAGACUCAACGCUGGGAUCGAGUCGGGUGCCAUAUUGCACUAUGGUGAGAUGAGGCCUGGUCAUCUAGCAAAAAUGGAGUACCCAGAGUGCUCAAUGCUCAAGGCAAAAAAGGGUUUUGCGUGAGGCUAAAAGGUGUUGAUUUUACAGUAGUCAAGUGUUGUUAUCUUUGGUUGAGAGCUUGUUUCAGUGUUUUUUGUACCUCUAAAUUGGUACAUAUGGAGGACAGAAUCGGUGCAUGUGACUUGUUGCAAUGUUAGCAAAACAAUGGUCUUGUUGCUAUGUUGGUUAUGGUCUAUGAUUAACCAGAAAAUUGAUGUUA